Messenger RNA from Penicillium macrosclerotiorum, 522 nucleotides. RefSeq names its product dual specificity protein phosphatase family protein. Lineage: Eukaryota; Fungi; Ascomycota; Eurotiomycetes; Eurotiales; Aspergillaceae. Gene Ontology annotation, molecular function: protein tyrosine/threonine phosphatase activity; MAP kinase tyrosine/serine/threonine phosphatase activity. Gene Ontology annotation, biological process: protein dephosphorylation; negative regulation of MAPK cascade. The transcript has a single exon. Gene Ontology annotation, cellular component: cytoplasm. Bases 1 to 522 code for a protein of 173 amino acids. The record is from RefSeq and is a predicted model, not a curated record.
AUGGCAAGCAAGCCCCGGAUGAGGCAGAUUGUACCUGAUCUCAUCCUCGGCAACGUGAGAUCAUACCACAACCGAGAACUGAUAGAAGAGAAUCACAUCAACGCAGUUGUAUCUCUCACCCAUGCCCCGUGGGUAUGGUGGAACACGAUCACAAGAGAAGCCGGAGUUCCUAAAGAUUGUCAUAAAUUUGUUCAGUGUGCAGAUUCCUCAAAGCAGGGCGUUCUGGUCUACCUGGGCAAUAUCUGCGAUUUCAUGGACCAAGUGGCAUCCCCCGCGCUUUGCGCAACUGGAUCUUUGCCCACCGAAUGCAACGCAGAGGACGCUCGGCGCGAUGGACCUGGAGCGUCCAAGGCGGUUCUAAUUCACUGUGAUUUGGGAAUCUCGCGCCCCCCUAGUCCCAUCAUUGUCUAUCUCAUGCGCAACCUGCGCAUGCCGCGGGCGGAAGUAUUUGGCUUUGUGCGGUCAAAGCAGAAGAUCAAGCGCAAACCUCACUCGCCAGCUAGAGGUCUGGGAGAAGGUUGA